AUGGUCGGCCGCCGAUCGCCGCCCAGUGUGGCGAGGCCGCUCACAGAUUGCGGUCGGGUCUGGCUCGACCGGCCGCGAGCCCUAUGCCGCGCCUUAGUUUCGGGCUCUCGGGUGACGGAGAAGGCGGCGGCUCCGCUGCUUCCGCCGCCACGUAAUGGCGGGUCGGCCGUGGGAGAUUUGUUAUUGAGGUUUUUGUUGUUUGCGUCGUGCGUUGUGGCUGUUCUGGUUAUGGUCACCGGCAAUCAGUCGCAACUUAUUCCGAUCGCUUUUCCUCCUUUCUUGGUGUCGCGAGAUGCCAAAUUCAAUCACUCAUCGGCUUUUAUGUGA
Molecule: messenger RNA, 327 nt
Organism: Striga hermonthica
Lineage: Eukaryota; Viridiplantae; Streptophyta; Magnoliopsida; Lamiales; Orobanchaceae
Source: the annotation of a GenBank genome assembly